GACUCCCCAAAUCACUUUCCACACUCCCCAUGGCAAAUGUUCGAGUCUCCGAAUGGCGAAAGCUUCCUGUGAGUCUCGCAGAGCUUUGUAUAGAUACCACUCUCCGAUGUGGCCAGUCUUUCAGGUGGAAGAAGCUCCAGGACAAUGAAUGGUCUUGCGCACUUCAUGGCCGAAUACUGUCUUUGAAACAAGACUCUACCCAUCUUCAUUAUCGGACCAUUAAACCAAGCCUCUCACACCUAUUGAGUCCUCCUGCAUCGCAGCGGUCUUCAACAAUUGAAGGAGAUGGCGAGGGAGAGGAUGAUGACACAGAAUCACUGAUCCGCCAUUACCUGAAUCUAGGCCCUGAUCUGACUGCUCUCUAUGAACACUGGUCGUCUGUGGACCCAAACUUUAAGAGAAGAGCUCCAAAGUUCACGGGAGUUCGAAUUCUAAAACAAGAUGCUUGGGAAGCACUUAUUUGUUUUAUUUGUAGCAGCAAUAAUAAUAUAGCGAGAAUAUCACAAAUGGUCCACAACUUAUGUAUACAUUAUGGGCCACUGAUAGGCCAUAUUGGUGACCAGCCGUUCCACGAUUUCCCUACCCCAGAGGCUUUGACAGCGCCUGGAAUCGAGUCGCAUUUGCGAGAACUUGGUUUUGGUUAUCGUGCAGGCUAUAUAGCCAAGACGGCUUCAAUAGUUGCUAAAGAAAGACCGAAAGGCUGGCUACAAAGCCUAUGCAACCCUGAACUAUUCGACAGUGGCAUGGAUCAAAAGGGUCUUCCAGAUGGUGGUAGAGAAGGUUAUCGGAGAGCUCAUGAAGAGCUACUUAAGCUUCAAGGCGUGGGACCAAAGGUUGCUGAUUGCGUUUGCCUAAUGGGUCUUGGUUGGGGCGAAAGUGUGCCUGUUGACACCCAUGUCUGGCAAAUUGCUCAGCGGGAUUACAAAUUCGGCAAAGGGAAGAAUAAGAGCUUAACUAAGGCAACCUAUGAUGCUGUUGGCGACCAUUUUAGAGCAUUAUGGGGCAAGGAGGCAGGAUGGGCGCAUUCAGUGCUCUUCGCAGCUGAUCUGAAGACUUUUUCAGAAAGACUGACGACCAAACUUGAGGUGGACGUUGAUGAAGUGGAGAUUAAGAAAGAAGACGGGACUGUCUUGGAGUCAAAGGUAGUUGUGAAGAGAGAGUAUAUACUAGAUGAGGUUAAAGAUGAGUUUGGGGAGAGUAAGGAUGGUAUUGUCCUCGAAAGCUCUCGAAGUCAACGAGCGAAACGAAGAAGGUUACUAGUGUGACCCUGGCAGAUAUAUGUACAAUGUCUAUCAGCUCAGUGGUUCUAAUACUGCCCCUCCUAUCACUCGUACGGUCGUACCUCAAUUGAAGAGGAGAAAGGCUGGGGUUCUUUCUAAAAAUAUAAAGAGCGUAGGAGGAAAGCCACGAGGGAUGGCUUGGUUCGAUAAUAGAUAUCUAUCUCCAUGUAUGGAGACGGGGAAUUAGAAGUUGAAGGCCGACUCGGUUUCGAAGUUGCUCCAACACGCCUGUUAAAUGUAGUCAACUCAAAUGAGUUCGUAGCUAUAGAGCCAUCGGGAUCAAUCCGAAUAAAUUUCAACAGUGUACCG
Amorphotheca resinae ATCC 22711 is the source of this 1589-nucleotide messenger RNA. RefSeq lists its product as hypothetical. The record is from RefSeq and is a predicted model, not a curated record. Gene Ontology annotation, molecular function: damaged DNA binding; 8-oxo-7,8-dihydroguanine DNA N-glycosylase activity. Gene Ontology annotation, biological process: base-excision repair; base-excision repair, AP site formation; nucleotide-excision repair. Lineage: Eukaryota; Fungi; Ascomycota; Leotiomycetes; Helotiales; Amorphothecaceae. Gene Ontology annotation, cellular component: nucleus. The transcript has 3 exons. Bases 30 to 1265 code for a protein of 411 amino acids.